Messenger RNA from Papaver somniferum (opium poppy), 705 nucleotides. Its product is annotated as LOB domain-containing protein 2-like. The record is from RefSeq and is a predicted model, not a curated record. Bases 1 to 705 code for a protein of 234 amino acids. NCBI's taxonomy places the organism in Eukaryota, Viridiplantae, Streptophyta, Magnoliopsida, Ranunculales, Papaveraceae. The transcript has 2 exons.
AUGGAUGAGAAAAACGACGUGAUUAAGGCUAAUAAUAAUCCACGUCAAGCGUGUGCAGCCUGCAAGCAUCAAAGAAAAAAGUGCUCCCAGAAUUGUAUAUUGUCGCCGUUUUUUCCACCAGAAAAAAAAGAAAAAUUCCAAGCAGUGCAUAAACUUUUCGGCGUGAGUAAUAUCUCCAAGUUAUUGAAAGGACUUCACACUUUAGAUGAGCGCAAGAGGGCUAUUGAUUCAUUAAUAUGGGAAGCCGAAGCGAGGGAACGAGAUCCAAUCGAAGGAGGUUUCGGUGCGUUCAAGAAGAUCAACGUGGAAUUAAUAUCCCUCACGAAUCACGUGCGCAUAUCAAAUCAACCAGGACUACCCAAGAUUGGUACCAAUACAAUCUCGAGUGAUAGCAAGGCGUUAAUGAGUUGGGAAAACAGUGCUAACAAUGGGUACGCAUAUGGAGCGUAUGGCAAUGUUAGUAAUGUUGCUAACAACAAUUAUAUCCCCAGUAAUGGUAGAUAUAAUAAUAUUAAUACUAAUGGAUAUAAAGAAGCGGAACGGGCAUUUGGAUAUCAAGGAUUCUCUGUCCUGCCUCAUGAACAGUUUCAUCGUCAAUAUUUUCAAUCCGACCAACAGAAUGGAGUGGUGAAUGAGAAGUCGGAUGAUAGCCAAAGCCUAGUACAGGAAGUCAUGAAGGAUGAUCCAAUAAUAAUGGAGUUCUGA